AUGCUAAUCAAUGCGUGGUUAUAUGUCAGGCAAGAUCCCGUGGUCGGGGAUGAUCAAGCCAACACUACAUUUUGGGAGAGGAUCUACCAAUAUUGCUUGGAGGGUGACAACAACCGCACAUUGAAGCAACGAUUUUGGAAGAUUCGCACCAACGUAUGGUCCUUCUGUGGAUACUACGAGCGUCAUAGAGCAAGCGAAGAAAAUGAUGAUAAUGUACUGGAAAUGACUCAUAAUUUACACUACAAGACCAAAAAGGUCAAAUUCACCCUGGUGUUGCACUGGAAUAUUCUCCACCAUGAACCAAAAUUUUUAGCCCUUUUAGAAUCUUCCAGUGAAGGUUCGAAGCGGACGAAGGCAAAUGCUCCCGGUGAAUACACAACCUCCUCCACUGGCGAUGCUGAUAGUAACUCUCAAGUGCGCCCCGAAGGCAUAGAUGCAGCUAAGAGAAAAAUUGCUAAAGGAAAAUCAUCCAAAGGGAAUAAAGCAGUUGGUACUGAUCUCGGGCGAGGCGGCAGACGAUUUCCGUGGUCUGGCUAUUGGUAUAGAGAGUUAAUAUGGCGAAUUGCGCAAAAUGAAGGAAAAAGAGUUCUAGAUCAAGUUGGAAGAGUUUUACCUCAGACAGGAAGAAGUUAG
This is a messenger RNA of Punica granatum (pomegranate), 633 nucleotides long. NCBI's taxonomy places the organism in Eukaryota, Viridiplantae, Streptophyta, Magnoliopsida, Myrtales, Lythraceae. The record is from RefSeq and is a predicted model, not a curated record.